Molecule: messenger RNA, 807 nt
Organism: Durio zibethinus
Lineage: Eukaryota; Viridiplantae; Streptophyta; Magnoliopsida; Malvales; Malvaceae
Product: (21S)-21-acetoxyl-apo-melianone synthase SDR-like
Source: RefSeq, a predicted model, not a curated record
AUGAGCAUCGCAAUGUCUCAGAAAAGGCUUGAAGACAAGGUGGCAAUUGUAACGGGUGGUGCUAGUGGGAUUGGAGCUAGUGCUGUGCAUAUUUUCCAUGAAAAUGGUGCCAAGGUGGUCAUUGCUGAUAUCCAAGACCGCCUGGGCCAAGCCAUAGCUGAUAAGCUUGGGGAAAAUGUUUGCUUCAUCCAUUGCGACGUAUCAAAUGAAGAUGAUAUCUCCAAUCUUGUUGACACCACCGUCUCUAUUUAUGGAAAGCUCGAUAUUAUGUACAAUAAUGCAGGCAUCAUGGACAGACCAGUCGGAGGGAUUGUAGAUGCUAAAAAAUCAGAUCUGGAAAGGAUGUUUGGAGUUAACUUGGUUGGUGCUUUCCUUGGAGCCAAACACGCAGCAAGGGUGAUGAUACCCCACCAUAAAGGUUGUAUACUGUUCACUGCCAGUGCUUGCACUUCAAUUGCAGGGCUUUCAUCUCAUUCCUAUGCCGCUACAAAGUAUGCAAUUCUGGGGUUAGCUAAGAACUUGACGGCUGAAUUGGGGAAAUACGGUAUAAGAGUAAACUGUAUCUCGCCUUACGCCGUGGUAACUAGCGUGCCAGGCAUUACUGAAGAGCAGAGAUCGAAAGUAGAACAAAAACUAAGCAAUAUGGGCAAUCUCAAAGGUGAAAUUCUCAAGCCAGAAUGUGUCGCCAUGGCUGCACUAUACCUGGCUAGUGAUGAAGCAUAUUAUGUGAGUGGACUCAAUCUUCUGGUUGAUGGAGGGUUCAGUGUUGUGAAUCCUACCAUGAUCAAGUUUGCUAACCUUGUUUAG